AUGGCUUCAUCGCUCGGAAUCUCAAGACAAUCGGUUCAAUCCAUUGUGAAAAAGGACUUGGGUCUGAACAGUUAUCGGCUCCUUCGUGGCCAAUACCUCACAGAACAGUCCAAGAAGAAUCGGCUCGAAAAAGCGAAAAAGUUGCUCGACGCACUCAAGGUGCGCCGCCUCUCUGAAGUCAUUUGGACUGAUGAGAAAAUUUUUACGGUUGAGCCGCUUCCGAACCGACAGAAUGCUCGGCAAUUGUUGUCAAAGGACGAAGCAAAGUCCCCAAAACGUCGUCUGGCCUACAAGAGACUUUUUCCAAAGUCAGUGAUGGUGUGGGCUGGAUUGACGUCGGAAGGUAAAGUCCCAUUGGUUUUCAUUGAUAGAAAUGUGAAAAUCAACUCGGAUGUGUACCAAAAGUUGGUGUUGAUGGAUGUUUUACGUCCGUGGGUCACUAGCCACUUUGGCCAGCAACCCUUCAUUCUUCAACAAGAUUGGGCCCCGUCCCAUGGCUCGAAAUCCACGAAAGCUGUUCUCGACGCUCAUUUCCCUGGCUACUGGGGCAAGGACAUGUGGCCCGCUUCCUCGCCCGAUCUGAAUCCACUCGACUUUUCCGUUUGGGGAUAUUUGGAGGAAAAGGUGAUGGCUCGAUCGCACCCAAAUGUGGAUUCACUGAAGGCCGCUUUGCUCAAAGCAUGGGAUGAUCUUGACGAUGACUACCUCCGGCGCACCGUCGCUUCUGUUCCAGCUCGUUUGAAGGCGUGCAUCAAGGCCGAAGGCUCAAACUUCGAAUAUCUCCUCUGA
Caenorhabditis briggsae is the source of this 789-nucleotide messenger RNA. The record is from RefSeq and is a predicted model, not a curated record. NCBI's taxonomy places the organism in Eukaryota, Metazoa, Nematoda, Chromadorea, Rhabditida, Rhabditidae. The transcript has a single exon. Gene Ontology annotation, molecular function: nucleic acid binding. The coding region runs from base 1 to 789 and encodes 262 amino acids.